This is a messenger RNA of Pyrus x bretschneideri (Chinese white pear), 624 nucleotides long. RefSeq lists its product as uncharacterized. The transcript has 2 exons. Bases 119 to 553 code for a protein of 144 amino acids. The record is from RefSeq and is a predicted model, not a curated record. Lineage: Eukaryota; Viridiplantae; Streptophyta; Magnoliopsida; Rosales; Rosaceae.
UCUCUCUCUCUCUCUUCAGCCUCCACCACAAAUAAUAAACCUUGACAACAAAACCGAUAAGCUUUUUCUUCUUCUCUCUCGUUUGCCACUGCAACCACAUUUACUCUUAGUCGGAAACAUGUUCUCAGUGAAGCCUUGUAAUAGCCGUUGCAACUCACCAUUCCUCUCCGACUCACGUCGUCUUCAAAACCUAGCAAAACCGCAAAGUACCGUUUUCGCCCCAUGCAGGGUAUUGUCUCCUCAUGAAAGAAGACUUGGCGUGAGGGCAAGUAGUGGAAAAGGAGAAGCAGAGAAGAAAGAAAGACGACCUUUCUUAACCCUAGAAGAAGCUGGUCUGGUAGAAAUCUCCGGUCUCAGCACUCACGAAAGAUUUCUAUGUCGUUUAACGAUAUCGUCGUUGAAUUUGCUGAGAGUGAUAUCAGAACAAGAAGGAUGCGAAAUUGAGGAGCUAAAUGCUGGGAAGGUAUGUGACUGGUUUGUGAAGGAUAAGUUGAAAAGAGAGCAGAACUUGGACUCUGCUGUCCUCCAGUGGGAUGAUUCUGAGCUAUUUUAAUUAUUUGAUUAACUUGUAAGAUGGUAUAUUUAUAAUAUUUGAUACCAUGAGCCAAAGAUUUUGUGAAACGA